AUGAUCUUGUCACACCCCGACUGCAUGCCUGACAACUGCACCUGUUUCCUGUUCCACCUGGGAUACUGCAUCGACCCUUGUGUGAGUUACAAAGAGUUGUCAGACCCAUGGAGGAACAUUGGCUUCAACUCUACUCGCUUCCCUGGUUUCCCAAAAUGCGAGUCCAGUUUUAAAGGACAGUGGUUACGCUUCACAGGGAUUGGGGGUGACGUCAUGUCAGAAACCUGUAUUCCCUCGUAUCACAGUGGGGGGCACUGUCCCCUGUAUCUGACCUUCUCUCACCCAAACCUGGGGGAGGGGAUAAAAACAGGAAAUGUCCAGCAUAGUGUCUGCAAUGAAACAGUCUGUGGUCCCCUGUCGCAAUGCGUCAAUGGGGCCUGCUUCUGCCAACAGGGGUAUAUGGCUCCUGACACAUACUUGCCCACCCCUGACUCAUUCGGCUGCCAGGACAUUGAUGAGUGUGUCCAAAACCCAGCCACAUGUGGCGCCAAUGCAGUAUGUACCAACACUGUGGGCAGUUACCAGUGCUACUGUUCACGGGGUUUUCUCUCUUCAACUGGGCUUCAGUGGCAGUUUGGGACAACUGUGUGCAUGAGUUUAAACUCGCAAAUUGACUCACUUACGCCUCAACAGGCCCAGGCUUUGCAGAUGUCCAUGCUGAACAGCAUCCAGCAAGACAUUAUGAACAGCACCAACAUAAGUCUACCUCUAGAGUACCCCUUCCCCACGGGUGGCUCCAGCCACCUUUCUGGGCCUGGGCGGGCACUUCUGGUGCCGGAGAGCCGGGUGGUCCCUGUGGAAGGCCAACACAAGGUCGAGGUCCAGGACGUCCGCUGCUGGCACCAAACAGUGCUCCUCUGGGCCAUACCCUUCCCAAUUCACCAGCCACCAGUACCGCCCUUCGAGGAGGGAGAGGGUCCAUCGACUUGGGACAGGGCGUUGGCCUUGGUGUUCUUUAUUCCUGGCCUAUACGACACGGUGAACCUGAACCGGCAGAGCCGUAAUGGGGGUGGCCACCGAGCUGAAAUCUCUGAUGAACUUGAGGCUGUAAGCAACAUCUUGGAAAUGACUGUGAACAUGUCAGCCAACGUUGUCAGUAACAGUGGGGAGGGUGGAGGAAGUGCAGAAGUAGGCAGUGUGCUGCUGAAGAUCUCAGAGAAACUCGUGUCCACCUUUGUACCACACACCCAAACCCCGUUCAACAAGACCAUGAAGACACCUGUUUUGGAAGCUGACAUUCAAACUAUAGGUCCAGAAAGACCUUCGAACCUGACUGCAGUUCAUUUGCUUGCGGUGAAGGAAAACACAGUGUCAAUUAACCUUUCAGCAGUUGCAGAUAAAAGCAGUGGAUCAGCAGCUCUGAUGUUCAUGUCCCUGACUGGAUUAGACACAUUCCUGAGUGCCCAGUACUUUAAAUCCGAGAAUGCCACGCAGAUGUACUCUGAUGUCGUUUCUGCCACCCUACUUUGGACAAAUAACACAGGCCUUCCAGAGCCUGUCAACUUCACCCUCCCCCACAAGGUAGGGCCCUCAGAGGAUGGACUGGUGACUUGUGUGUACUGGGAAGAGAAUGGUGAUGUGAAGCGCUGGUCCACAGAGGGCUGCAUGGCCAUCGUCUCAGAUGGAAACAGCACCAUCUGCACCUGCACCCACCUCUCUACCUUUGCUGUCAUCCUGCAGACUGAGAAGGCAGUGCAAAAAGAGGACCCUUUGUUGGAGUGGGUCAACCUGGUCUGCAUGUGUGUUGGCCUGACAUUCCUUGGUCUUGCUGUCCUCACCUUCCUCUUUUGCACCUGGAACCCAAAGGUCAACAAUACAGCUCGUCUGCACCUCAGUCUCACCCUCUUCCUGGCCUACCUGCUCUUCCUGGUGGGCCUGAAUCGCACAAAUAAUGCACUUGUGUGCUCUGCUAUAGCUGGGCUGCUGCACUUCCUGUUCCUGUCCAGCUUUGUGUGGAUGUUCCUGGAGACACUGCAGCUCUUCCUAUUGGUCAGGGGUCUGACCAAGGUACAGGCCAUCCAGAAGGAGGGGCUGAAGAAGCGUUACCUUUUGCUCAUAGGCUAUGGUACUCCCCUAGUUGUGGUGGGAGUUUCGGCGAGAGUCUUACCUUCCGGUUAUGGAAGUGCCGAAAAGUGCUGGCUGAACACUGAAAAGGGCUUCAUAUGGAGUUUCUUAGGUCCAGUAUGUGUUAUUCUUUGUGUUAAUUGCGUCCUGUUCUGUGUAAUUCUCUGGACCCUACAGCCAACACUAAGCAGUAUGAAGAGUGGUAUUUCCCAGGCAAAGGAUACCAGACUGAUUGUUUUCAAAAUCCUGGCCCAGUCCAUCAUCCUGGGCUGUGCUUGGAUCCUGGGAUUCUUCCAGAGCAGCACUCUGUUGCAGUACCUCUUUGUCAUUGUCAACUCGCAGCAAGGGACCUUCAUCUUCAUCGUCCACUGUUUGUUCAACAAGGAGGUGCGAGAGGAGUACGUGGCAUGGUUCUCACGCCUGUGCAGAGUGGAGAGGCCAGAUGAGAGUCGACACCCCUCCGUCUGUGCAAAUUCUCUCAGUGACUCUGUGGUAAGGACCCGUGUGCGUUUUGUGGUACUGAACAUCCUGUGCUGUUAA
Molecule: messenger RNA, 2604 nt
Organism: Scleropages formosus (Asian bonytongue)
Lineage: Eukaryota; Metazoa; Chordata; Actinopteri; Osteoglossiformes; Osteoglossidae
Product: adhesion G protein-coupled receptor E2-like
Exons: 21
Coding region: 1-2604 (867 amino acids)
Biological process (GO): cell surface receptor signaling pathway; adenylate cyclase-activating G protein-coupled receptor signaling pathway
Cellular component (GO): plasma membrane
Molecular function (GO): G protein-coupled receptor activity; calcium ion binding
Source: RefSeq, a predicted model, not a curated record